Messenger RNA from Rhinocladiella mackenziei CBS 650.93, 2406 nucleotides. RefSeq lists its product as uncharacterized. The coding region runs from base 1 to 2406 and encodes 801 amino acids. Gene Ontology annotation, biological process: DNA-templated transcription; regulation of DNA-templated transcription. The record is from RefSeq and is a predicted model, not a curated record. Gene Ontology annotation, molecular function: DNA-binding transcription factor activity, RNA polymerase II-specific; DNA binding; zinc ion binding. NCBI's taxonomy places the organism in Eukaryota, Fungi, Ascomycota, Eurotiomycetes, Chaetothyriales, Herpotrichiellaceae. The transcript has 2 exons.
AUGGGCGUGAAGAAAGUCCGCCGCCGCAGGACUCCUGCUUCUGCCCCGUGUCCCAAGUGUGGACGGGCAUUUUCACGAAACGAUAGCUUAAGCCGCCAUAUGAAAACUCACGGCACUCACAUCGAACAACGUCCAUUUCACCGAAUCAUCCAUGAGAAAUUCCGGGCCUGCAAUCACUGCCGGCGAUCGAAAAUACGCUGCACGGGCAGUACUCCGUGUGCGAGGUGCGAACAGCUCAAGCAAGAAUGUCAUUAUGAUCAGAAACGGCGAAAUCCACCGGUCUCGUGGACGGGCUCUUCGACUGCACCACCUCCUCAACCAGGAGAACCUCCAAAGAUCCCUAUCGCCUCUCCACGGCCUUCACUCGACGAUGAAGAAACCAUUGCACCCUCUGCCAGUCUCUCUGACCCAGAAAAGCUGCCGUUCGAGACUCCCAAGAGUUCUGAAGAUGCAGCGGCUCUUGCCGUCUCCUCGCCAGACAGCACCGCGGCUCUGUUGCGAUUGAGCCUUUCUUCUGACGCAGAUGGUCGUGCCAUCCUCUUCAACGAUGGCAAGGAUUUUUCUGUGGUUCAGUCGACAUAUGUAUCACCCACAUUUCACGUCUUGGACCCUUACAGCUACAAAUUACCAUCUAUCGCCGACUCUCGCGAGGCAUCUACGCCCACCAGCCAGCCCCUCGCCCAUUGCCGAUAUACGGUCCUCCAAUAUUUGUCCCCCUUUUUGGAUAGGGAUUUUGGGUCCAAUCUUGCGUGCGACCUCCUCGACACGUACUUUUCAAGUGCGUUCUCCAGUCGGAUGCAUCCAACAUGUCACCAUAUCCACAAUUUCAUUUUAAGACGCUGCGAUAUUCUUGACCCCGUCCAACCCCGCAAAACCCAUCCUGCCUUGAUUGGAAGCAUGCUUUUCGUGGCCGCUCUAAGCGACAAGGCGUUGGGGUUAUUCAGCGGACCCGAAGAACGAGACCGAGUCUGCAAAUAUCUGAGCCUGCUCACAUAUCGACUCCUCAGUCCUUCCAGAUACGAACCCCUGUUGAGUCAAGAAGAUUUGGGGUUACCUCCUAGCUUUGGAUCAGAUCCAGGCUGGUCAAACGAGGACUUGCGGCGGGCUUUGGAUCCUCAGCAGCAGUCAGAUGCCUUUCCCAUUGCAUGGGGCACCGACUAUAUAAUUGCGUUUAUCCAUGUGGCGUCGGUCAUCUCAGGCAGUGAAAAGAAGGCCGCAAGUAUCAGAUGGUGGAAUGUUGCGUUCAAUCUUGCAAGAGAUUUGAAGCUGAACCAAGAAAUUGAGUCAUACAUCCUGCAGCACGAUGAUGGAGAGGACCGCCCCAAUAUCAACUGCAAAUGCUCAUUGAAUCAAGAUGCGUCAAGCGGCUUUAUCGGCGAAGUACAUCGAGAGGAACGUCGCCGGACUUGGUGGCUCCUAUUUUUGAUGGAUCGACAUCUAGCACUGUGCUACAAUCGACCUCUAGCCUUGUUGGAUGCCGAGUGCAAAGACUUGUUGCUGCCUCUGGAUGACGUGACUUGGCAAUCUGGUGCGCUGCCUCAUAGUCACGGUACUCGGGCUGACGGACCUCGAUGCAUGUUGCUUCCGUCAGGGAGAGGAAGAUUCCACGGCGCUCCAAAUACCUAUUCCGGACCCGGUCUGUUCGAGUUCUUCUUACCAUUGAUGACAAUAACUGGACACUUACUGGACUACAAUCGAGCAAAGAACAACCCUGUUCUCGCUGCGGCAGGAUCGUCCAUGUGGAGUUCUCAAGAACGGCAGAUCCUGCGAGAACUUGAUCACUAUCAAGCCACCUUGGACCGCCUUACCACCCGACCGAGCCUAGAGAAUGACGCCGAGAAAAGUUCCCCUUGGACAACGGCUUCGGCACCUCCGAUCGAAGAUUCUGAAGCCACUCAUAUCGCUAAGACGGUUUCUGGUUAUGCGACCCAUGUGGUGUCCGUGCUGAGGAUUUUGGUCGGCAGUAAAUGGGACCCUGUUUGUCUUUUCGAGGAUGCGGAUUUCUGGACUUCCUCCUUGGGGUUCAAGGACUCCAUGUCACACACGAUGGCCGCCUCUGAAUGCGUCACUCAGAUUCUCGAACAUGACCCAGAUAUCAGUUUCAUGCCAUACUUCUUUGGCAUUCAGCUCCUUCACGGUAGUCUUUUGCUUCUGCUAGUGGCCUACCGUUUGCAAGCCGAUUCGGGAGCGGCAAUUUUGGCGGCAUGUGAAGCAGUGAUAAGAGCGACGGAAGCAUGUUUUGUGACACUUCCUACCGACUAUCAACGACAAUUUCGCAACGUGAUGAGAUCUGCAAUUGCUUUGGCAAAAGGAAGAAGAAACAAUCCCGGCGACACAGAGAAGCAAUUGACCUUUGUUCUCGCCAGGUAUAGAUGGUCGAGAAACGGUGCUGGAUUGGCACGAUGA